Molecule: messenger RNA, 1608 nt
Organism: Ochotona princeps (American pika)
Lineage: Eukaryota; Metazoa; Chordata; Mammalia; Lagomorpha; Ochotonidae
Product: mas-related G-protein coupled receptor member X2-like
Exons: 4
Biological process (GO): G protein-coupled receptor signaling pathway
Cellular component (GO): membrane
Molecular function (GO): G protein-coupled receptor activity
Source: RefSeq, a predicted model, not a curated record
AUGUCCUUCAGUGACAUUGUCAAGAGGUUCUUCCCUUACACCACAUCAGCUUCUGAGCUUUUACCAAGAAUGAAGGAAAGGAGCACCAGUGGAGAGAUUUGGGGUACAGCCACAGCUACCCUACCCUGGUGUAAUGAAUUCACAACAUUGAAUGGAAGUGAUCAAGAUCAUCUCAUACCUUGUUACAAAGAGACGAUAAUUCUACGUUCACUGACCCUCAUCAUAGCACCAGUUGGCCUGGCAGGAAAUUUGGUGGUACUGGGACUCCUGGGUUUCUACAUGCGUAGAAACCUUUUUUCCAUCUAUAUCCUCAACCUGGCCUGGGCUGACUUCUGGUUCCUCUGCAGUCACACCAUCGGCUCCCUGGUGAUGCUGACCGACACCUCCCAUUUGAUGCCCAAAUUCUUCAACACUGUAAUGGUAUUUCAGUACCUUGCAGGACUGAACAUCGUGAGUGCCAUUAGCACUGAACGCUGCCUGUCAGUCCUGUGGCCCAUCUGGUAUCGCCACCGCCCCAGGCACCUGUCAGCUGUCAUAUGUGCCUUGCUCUGGGUCAUGUCGCUGCUGCUUAGUAUUCUCGAUGGGGCCUACUGUGGCUUCCUGAUCAAUGACUUAGAAAGUGAUAGGUACAAGGAAUUUGAGCUUAUCAUUCUUGCAUGGCUGGCAGUUUUGUUUGUGAUUCUCAUUGGAUCCAGCCUGGUCUUGCUGGCCAGGAUCCUCUUUUUCUCACAGGGGAUGCCACCGACCAGGUUGUAUGUGACCAUCCUGCUCACAGUGCUGGUCUUCCUCCUGUGUGGCCUGCCCUUGGGAAUUAAUUGGUGCAUUUUAUUCUGGAUUGAGAAGUCAGAUGCACCAUUCUUUUGUCAUGUUUUUCUAGUCACACUAGGCCUUUCCUGUGUUAACAGCUGUGCCAAUCCCAUCAUGUACUUCUUCAUUGGUUGCUUUAGACAGCGGCAGCGGCAGACCCUCAAGCAGGCUCUCCAAAGGGCUCUGCAGGACACUCCUGAGGUUGAAGAAGGUAGACCCAGCCUCCCUCAAUGAAUUGUGGGGAUGUCAGGCAGCAGCCAGACAUUGACUGAGUAUGAUGAGCACUUGACUCAACUUGAGAAGGAUAUUUGUAUGGCUAAAGAAGCAGCUUUGGAGGAAGCAGAAUUAGAAAGCCUGGACCCUAUGACUCCUGUGCCCUACACACCUCAGCCUCCUGAUUUGUAUGAUACCAGCACAUCCCUCAGUAUGUCUCGAGAUGCCUCUGCAUAUCAAGAUGAGAGCAAUAUUUCUGUCCUGGAUAUUCCCACUGCCACUGCAGAAAAGCCAGUAAUUCAGGAAUCUGAAAAUGCAGAUGGCGAUCUUGCAGAUGAAGAAGAGAGAACUGAUAGCAACAUCAGUUAUGGGAGCUAUGAGGAGCCUGACUCCAAGUCGAACACCCAAGACACAAGCUUCAGCAGCAUCGGUGGGUAUGAGGUAUCAGAGGAGGAAGACGAUGAGGAGGAGGAAGAGCAGCGCUCUGGGCCGAGUGUACUAAGCCAGGUCCACCUCUCAGAGGACGAGGAGGACGGUGAGGAGUUCCACUCCAAUGCUGGGGACAGUGACUUGGACUCUGAUGAAUGA